UCCGACUCUGUGACAUUUUAUUUUCCUGAAAGCGCCCCAGUGCUGACAGAGCUUUCCAUUGGAUUCCACAAUAGAUUUAAGUUGAGCGCAUUCAUUUAUCUCUUGGCUUCUUCUCUGGAGUUAAACUCUUCUUAAGCCAUCAAAGGAGUUGUUUGUGUCAAGCAUCGACAGAGGGGGCGCUAUGGAGGCAGAUGUCUCUCAGAAUCACAACGAAGAAGAAGAAGAAGAACCUGUGGAUGCUGACUGCUUUCAGGUUGUGAGGACGAAGAUGAUCCAGCCGACGUCCCGAAAAGACCCCAAAGUGGAGAAGCUCACGGAAGCACUGCUGGAUUGGAUCAAUAGCACUCUGAAAACAGAACACAUCGUGGUUCAGAGUCUAGACGAGGAUCUCUACGACGGCCUGGUUCUUCAUCAUCUCCUGGCGCGAUUGGCCGGCGUGCGCUUGUCCUUGGAGGAGAUUGCGCUGACCAGCUCGGCUCAGAUCCGCAAGCUGGAAGCCGUCAUGGAGGAGUUGGACAAGCGACUGGACCAGUCGGACACCAAGUGGGACGUCAGCCGAAUCCACAACAAAGACCUCCUGGCCACUCUCCAUCUGCUGGUUGCCAUGGUGAGAUGUUUCCAGCCCGAGUUGGUGUUGCCCUCCAAUGUGAAUGUUCAAGUUGUGGUCAUGGAAGUGCGCAGGAAGGGAAUGCGAUCAGAUGUUCAAACGGAAGUCCUGACGGGGGACAGCACCAAUGUGGAGAACCUCAGCUGCACCGAUGGAGGCGUGAAUGCCGUGGAGCAACUGCUGAAGCUGGGCGCUCACAAGGUCGCAGUGGUGAAGCAGGCCCUGGUUGACUUCGUAAACAAGAGCCUGGCCAGCCUGGGCCUACACGUGUCCGACGUGGACAAACAGUUUUCCGAUGGUGUGAUUCUGCUGCUGCUGAUUGGACAACUGGAAGGCUUCUUCAUUCCUCUCUGUGACUUCAGUCUGAUCCCCGUCAACAACGAACAGAUGCUGCACAAUGUGACCUUUGCCCUGAGCCUCCUCACUCAUGCAGGCCUGCACGUGUCCUCUGUUCAACCACAAGAUUUCGUCGCUCGGGAAGUGGCCGCAACACUGAAGGUCCUCUACGCUCUCUUUUGCAAGCACGCGAGGCAAGAGGAGAAAACGUCUGUUGUGUUUCUGUGAAUUUAGUAGGAAAGCAUGAAGUAAAAAACCACAUUUAUUCCAUUGAAACCAGAUGUACUCAAAAACAAUGUUUCUUCCGCCUUGCACAACUUGUCUCGGUGAGUAAUGUUCCACCCCAGUCCUGUAGGUGGCAGUUAUUUGCACUGCAAAAGUGUGGUGAUCCCUUAGUUUAUGCUGGUAGAUAGGUCAUUUUCAUAUAAUUUGACCAGUAACAGUAAGGAAAUGGCCCACUGAAUUUCCUUAUGACAAUCAAUUAAUUUUACCGAUAUGAGCAUUUGAAUUAUUGUCAGUUGUUAUACAUCAAAAGGUCAAUUGUUUCUAAAGAAAAAUAUAUAUAUUUUAUAAACUUUUAAUACCAAAAUGUAUUUUACUGUUAUGUGUCCAAAAUGAUUUGCAACAUGUUUUCUGUUGAUGCUAAUUACAAUUUUGGCUAAAUAGGAUUUUUCUCCGAUUUCCUUUUGUAUGCAAACUAACACAAAUGCAUCUUAGUGUCUUCAGAGUUCCUUUUUUUUUUUUGUGUGUGUGUGGUUCUUUUCAAAAGCAGCCCUUAUUUGUCACGCAAGCUGUCUUUACCGUUAAUGCCACUGUCGAGAAUGUCGCAAUACACCGGAUGGCUCUGUGAGUUGAAGUGCCAGGAUGAAGCAGCCAUUUUGCAUCCACACAAUAGAAGCAAAAUAAAUGGCGUUAUGAAUUUGUGAGAAAUAAAUAGAAAUAUUGCAGCGCCUUUACCGUUAUUACGAUUAAGAGCGGUAAUACGUUUUAUGAGUACUUAGGAUAAUUUGCACACAAUUUUGCAACACGUAAAUUGUGCAACUCAUGAUUUUUAUGAACCACUGUUGUUCACGUUUGUCUUUACUGUGAUAAAAAUAAAUUUCAAUGC
This is a messenger RNA of Phycodurus eques (leafy seadragon), 2051 nucleotides long. RefSeq names its product parvin, gamma (gene parvg). NCBI's taxonomy places the organism in Eukaryota, Metazoa, Chordata, Actinopteri, Syngnathiformes, Syngnathidae. Gene Ontology annotation, cellular component: cytoplasm; focal adhesion; actin cytoskeleton. The transcript has 13 exons. The coding region runs from base 182 to 1171 and encodes 329 amino acids. The record is from RefSeq and is a predicted model, not a curated record. Gene Ontology annotation, biological process: cell projection assembly; actin cytoskeleton organization; substrate adhesion-dependent cell spreading. Gene Ontology annotation, molecular function: actin binding.